Molecule: messenger RNA, 861 nt
Organism: Trichomonas vaginalis G3
Lineage: Eukaryota; Parabasalia; Trichomonadida; Trichomonadidae
Product: KilA, N-terminal/APSES-type HTH, DNA-binding family
Exons: 1
Coding region: 1-861 (286 amino acids)
Source: RefSeq, a predicted model, not a curated record
AUGUCAACAACAGAGAACACAACAACAGUUAUAGUCCAUGAAGCUAUAAAUGAAGAAUACGAGUACAUACAGUAUAACAAACAGUUACGUCUCAUUCGUUCGGUCAAAGACGAUAUGUACCAAAUGCAAAGUAUUUUGACAGCAUGUUAUGCUCCAGAUACUAAGAAACCACAAGACUGGUUUAGGAACCAAAGCACACAAGAACUUUUGAGCGAAGCACAGCGAGACAUACUUUUUUCUGAAAACAGUGAAGAACAGCGACUACGAGAAAAACCGCAGUCGCCAAAACUCUAUGAAAAUCGUGAAAAAUUGCCAAAUGGUUUGAGAGGAUAUUAUGUUCAUAGACUUCUUGUAAAUAAUGUGGCACAAUGGGCUUCAGCUCGCUAUUCAUGGUAUGUCUGUAAACUUCUUGACGAAAUUCAUAGACAAGAACGUGAAGAGAUGGAAAAGAAACUUCAAGCAAAAGAUGAAGUCAUUGAAGCAAAAGACAAAACCAUACAGAAAAGAAUACCACGUUCGGUACCAAAAGGAAAGGAAAAGAACUAUAAGUAUAUGAUUUAUACUGAAGAGAUGGAAAAUGAAGAAGACAGAGAUAUGGUUAUGUUGCAUUUAGUCAGAAGAAACAACAAAAGCUUUUACGACCUUGCUAAGAUUUACAAAUCUGACAGAAAUUGGUUCUAUCGCGAAAACUUACCGAUUUCAAUGACACCGAAUGAAGAUGUUAAACAGAUAGUUCAAGAUACGUUACCUCAAACACACUAUGAUAUGAAAGGUUGUACAAUACUUACCUUCAAAGAAGAUUUGCCAUUGUUAAAGGAAAAAAUAACAGAGUAUUUCGACAACUUCAAACAAGUAGGGUAA